Molecule: messenger RNA, 1668 nt
Organism: Lates calcarifer (barramundi perch)
Lineage: Eukaryota; Metazoa; Chordata; Actinopteri; Centropomidae
Product: ermin
Exons: 2
Coding region: 239-1189 (316 amino acids)
Biological process (GO): regulation of cell shape; actin filament organization
Molecular function (GO): actin filament binding
Source: RefSeq, a predicted model, not a curated record
CAGAAUGACAUGGUAGUAACACGGGAGAGCUUGACCUUGCACUGAUUGUAUCUUUGCUCUCUGACCAUGUAGGAUAAAAACACACACACACACACACUCGUGGAACCCUGGAGCAGAUGAUGUGAAAGUGCUGUUUAACUUCUGAUUCAACAAAUACUCUGCAAAGAACAAGUCAGAGCGUCAGUGCUGCCUGACUAUUUUCCAACACCACAGAGGAAAGAAAAACAGACGGACGGAGAUGGAGACGAGCACGCCUCCAAAGGCCCAGAGAUUCACAGCAGAAGAAGAAAAUGCACUGGUAUCCCAGGUACUGGAGAUCAUUGGUGGGAUCACUCUUGAGGCCUUACAGACCCUAGAUCAGCCUGAUGAGAGAGAUGUGUGGCCGAUGGAGGAGGGGGAUGACUCGGUGUUCUACAGCGAUGAGGACCAAACUCAUUGGGACGUAAAAGCAUCUUGUGAUUUUGGCGUUGACGUGAGCGAGCAUCUUGUCAAAAGCGAAGCAGCUGAGGAACCUACCCCGCAGAGGGAGGGUGACCCAGGAACAGAAAUCUUUACUGACAAAGAGAUGGAGAAGGAGGUGACUUCCCAGGUCAUUCAGACCAAACAAGAAGAGGAACGCCAAGAGCUCCAGACACCAAAAACUGAACAGAUGUAUCAGUCAGAUUUUGCAGAUCAAGGAGCAGAUAACUCAGUGAGCACCAGUGGAGAAUGUCUGCAAACAAACUGCACAAAUGCAGAUAUGCAAACACAGCCUGGGCAGAACAUAUCAUCAGAAAAAGCAAAUCUACAAGAUAAGGAGGAAGAAGUGGUGCUAGAGGCUCAGACACUAAACCUGGAACCCUUUGAUGUAACUAAUGAGGCGAGUCAUACAAGGCUGAAUGGAGGGGCAGAAGUCCCAAAAGAGAUGUCUAGUGCUGAACUCCACAUAUCAGGCGACAGACAGCUUGAGGUAGACCAGGAGCCAGAGCAGGAAUGCAACUCGCAUGUUCCUGUGGGGUUUCAUCAGGGCCCCAGUCCAGGCUACUCCACCCUGCCCCUGCCGAAGAAAUCCAGCGACAGCGACUGUCACCAGAAAUCCUUCGACCACCUCACCUCCUCCAAAUACAGCACCGUGUCCUAUCGCAAGAUCCGUAGAGGCAACACCCGCCAGAAGAUAGAGGAGUUUGAGUACAUGAUAAUGAAUUUAUGAGAAGAUGGUUUCAGUUCCCCUUUUCAGGAAAAUAAAAACUGCUGGCUGUGAUCGAUAACAAAAACUGGCACUAAAGGAAACUGAUUGUACCUGUUUUCCACAUGUUACACAGUUUACAUAUUAGUUCUAAAAUCUACUUGGAGAUAGUAUUAACACACACACUGACAUAACAUUUGACAUAACGCACACACAACCUGACACACAAGAUUUUUUUUCCCCGUUUGGUUUUAGCACAAAAAUACUUGUUGUGUAAGGCAGGUACUUGAACAGCAGAUUAAGUAAAUAAGAAGCUCUGUGGUUUAUAAUCCUACAAGCUAUGUUGUUUGGUAUUAGAGCUUCGGUGUCUGAAACUCUGGAGAGAGUACUGAAGCUAUUAGAGUAAGCAUUUUCAGGUGAUUAAUGGAGCAUACAUACUUACAUGUCCUAAUGGCUAGUGGACAAAAAAAAUAAUAAUAAAGAGGCACAUGCUAUUAAAUCUU